AUGCGUGAACGCGUCGCCUCUGCCCCGCUCGCGCUCGCGGUGUCUGGUAAGGGUGUAUCGGAGAGCGCAACGCAGAGCCGGUUAGCCAAAGUCUCGCAAAGUGCGGCUGCCGCCUCUGCCGAUGGUGGCUCUGCUGCUGCUGAGAAGUGCACGCAGGCGAACAAGCGGCCUCUGCUGGCAAAGAAGGGCGCGCCGAACGGCCCAAGUGAGCAGGGAAGGGUGCUGGUGUGCGAGAGCAAGAGCAUCGCCAAAAGGACGACAACGCUCGGUUCGCUACAUGCUGCGGAACGCCAACACUCUCUGCAACCGUCGCCCAGCACGGCCCUAGAGGCGUCGCUCGUGCAAAAUCUCAAGAAACAGAUUGCAUGUCUCGAGGCACAGUUACACGUGAUGCAGCAGCAGCAGGACACUGUGGCCCGCACGCAUCGUCACUCCAAUGCAGGUAACCAUGGAGAGUCAGCAAGGGCAGCUGUCACUGCCGCGGCGGCUCACCUCAUUGGCGUCGAGCUGACCUUGCCGCAUGCAGAGCGCAUUCGCCACGAGGAUGCUGUAGCGGCUUCCAUGAACGCAGCCGAGUCCGACGACGUAGCUGUAGCGCGCAUGCGUGAAAUCCCUGCAGCGUACCAGACGGAGCGCAGUGUCCUCCUCCACAAUCUCGAGUCGCUCACAAAGGAUGCGGAAGGACUGCAAAGUCUCGUCUUGCAUCUCGGGCGGGAGCGGGACCUGAUGGCGGCCGAGGUGAUCGAUUUCCGCGCUGCGCUGCGGGAGACGAAGGUCGAGAAUGAAAGCUUGGCCGCUGAGUGCGCCGCGACGCACCGGCUGCUGGAGAACGAGCAGGCUCUUCGGCGCGCCGCUGAGGAGAGCGUGAGGCAGUGCACGACGGCAGCCUCGUCGCGCAGAAGCAGCAUGACCGUAGCGGACGCUUACAGUCAGCGUGACUACUACAAGCUGCAAGCAGAGCGCACGGCGGAGGCGCUGACGCUGGCAAAGGCGAGAGCACAUGCGCUGUUGGACGCACUUCAGCGAGAGCGCAACGCAGCGAGGACACUGGAGACGCAGUUGUGCGGCGCACUGGAUCGCAUUGCUCAGAUGAAGCGCCGCGAGGAUGAAUUGGCUCGCUACUACCAACAGCUAAGCGGCCGGUUUGUGACCGUCUCCGCGACGCUGCGCCACUUGCUGGACGUCGUACCAACGGGACUUCUGCAGCAGCAGCAGCGUGUGCCGUCUCCUGAGCGUGCGCAUGCCGGUCAAACACAAGCGGGAGACAUGACGAUGGACGAACUACGCGACACGCUUGACGCGUGGCACCGCGAGGCCGCAGUGGAGCAGGCCAAGGCACCGCACAGAUCCGAGACCAUCACCGGCGACGCCCUGGCGCUGCUUGGGACGGCUGCGGAGACGACGAUCACCGUCACCGGUGGCUUGGAUAACGGGUUGCCGGUAAGUGGGGACGAGGCUGAAGUGACGGCGCUGACUGGAUGCGCUGCAGCGAAAGCGACGGUGGUGUUGGAGGAGCCGGCGAUAGACGACGAGGCGCUGCCCGUCACCCAAACGUUUGAGGAGGUUCCGCAGAGUUCGUCGUGGGAGGCUGUGGCGCCACUGGCACAUCGGUUGUCCACUGUGCCGACGCCCACCGCAGGCGCUGGUAAUGGCGAGCCGUCGACCUACAGCGACGAGAAGGGCUACAAGGGACUUGCGGCUGACGCGGCAUUGCCAGUACAGCUGUACGAGGUUAGAGACGCAGCAGCCAUGCCGCUGCCGCCGUCAGCGGUGUCACAGGAAACACCGCUGACGGCCGAGACACCGGCGCUCAACCCCGCUGCCGUUGAUCACGCGGUGGCGGUGCGCGAGGUAGCACAGCCACCGGCGGAUGAAGAGAGCGUCACGGAGCACGUUGCGGUUGAUUCUGCUGCGCCAUUCACAAGCGAGCAGACGGCCGAGAGCUCUGCGGCAGCGCGCACAGCGGUAGACACUGCCGUUGACAUCGCCACAGGCACCCCCUCGUUUUCUGGCGACAUACUCGCAGCACCACCUGCAGCACAUGUAGAAAGCGACGCUGGUCCUGUCCCGGUGAUCUCCUCCAUGCCCCCUCCACGCGACGGCGAGGACGCACGACCUUCUUAUCCGCCUCCCCCUCUUACCUCCACGGCCGCUACAGCGCCAGCGGAGCCGCCGGCCCCGACAACAGAGGGAGAUGCUGCGAAUGAGAAGGGUGUGCUGCCGCCACCGCCGCCGGUCUCUGCGGUUCCACAUCCGCUCCCCCCAUGCCUCGUCCCUGUUCCGCUUCCACCUGCAUCGCUUCCCCUACCAGACGCCGUGUCGGCUAGUGUUCCGCCGGCCCCUCCGGUGCCACCGUCCUUGGAGCAGCAACUGCAGCUGCUGAAUGCGCGCAUCCACGCACAGGAGGCGGCGCUGACGGAGAUGGUGCGGUUGCAUGGUGGGCUUCUGACGUCUGCAGACGCUCAACCAAGCAAUAUAGCGAUGCGUGGUGCGGGGAGGAGAGACAAUGCUGAGCGGAGCGCCUGA
Messenger RNA from Leishmania mexicana MHOM/GT/2001/U1103, 2526 nucleotides. RefSeq lists its product as hypothetical. Bases 1 to 2526 code for a protein of 841 amino acids. The record is from RefSeq and is a predicted model, not a curated record. The transcript has a single exon. NCBI's taxonomy places the organism in Eukaryota, Euglenozoa, Kinetoplastea, Trypanosomatida, Trypanosomatidae.